UGUUGGUGGUAGGUAUUUAAGUAUUUUACUGUAGACCAUCUAAUAUGUUAGCUUACCAACAGAACCGAAGGAUUUCAUUUAUUGCAUCGAACAACAUACAGCUGUAGGUCUACCGAGAAACUAAAUAAUAUAAUUUUUUUAAUGUGAUACGGCCAAUUUUAGUAGGCUCUGAAAAUUAACGUCCUAAACAAGUAGAUGGGGUCAUCCGCGUCGGUCGUAUUUUUGAUCGUCGUUAUUCUGGGUUACGAGUUACAACUUACGGCUUACGCAUUUACGACUAUUGUCAUUGGAAUUUCCGAGUGUGCGGUUGUGCACUGAAUUUUCUUUUAGUACAAUUAAAAUCCGCGUCUUACGGUGGAGUUCUGCGCUUUCCCGCCAACAAUCGGGAGUUGUUUGAAACAAACUCACUGCAGUAUUCGCUGAACAGUUUAAGUGAUAAAUUGGCGAUGAUAUACUUGUACUCAGUUCACGUGUAGCAGGACGUAUUGUGUUUAAGUGUUUACAAAAUGACAGCAAUUUGAAAGUAUAUUUAUAGAGGGCUACAACUAUUUUUUAUAUUUAAUAUGUUGUCCCUCGGUUGUGUUGAAAAAAGUGAUGACUGAUGUGUUUCACCGUGUUUAAGUGAUUGAAAAGUAGCGGUGUUAUCGUUUUGGAUAGAAGCAAAAACGUCAUCUUCGAAAAACUAACAAAAUGUGUUGUGGCCUAAUAACUAUUUAGUGCAAGUUAGGAAUUAUAUAUUCAAAUUAUAAGCAAAACUUUAGUUUACGAUAUCAUUAAGAUAUAUAAUAGACAUUAUAAAUAAUAUUUUACCUAUGCCUCGUAAAAAGAAAAUCAAGUCUCCUCAACAACUAUGGGAAAACAUUUCUUCAAUUUUUGUUACAUUUGUUGAGAGUGUUUUUUUCUCUCUUGGAGUUUGUGUCGCCAGACAUCCGUGGAGGGUGAUAGCAGCAACAUGGAUGUUCAUUCUGUUGUGUUGCGGUGGACUAUUUACAUUUUACAUAGAAAAAAAUCCUAUGAAUUUAUGGGUCCCGCCAGAUUCAGACUUUUAUUAUGACACGCAUUGGUAUAUCGAUAAGUUUGGAACGGGUUUUAGAGUUCAGAAAUUACUGAUAACUGCCGAUAAUGUCUUAGAUCCAUCUGUAAUGCGUUUAUUAAAAAAUAUUACCGAUCAUAUUAAUACCCUCAGUAUAGAUUUUCAAAAUAAAACUUACAAUCUAAGUGAAUUAUGCUUUAAAGUCCCUGUUGUUACAAUAGUCGAUUCUAGUUGGAAACCAAGAUCUGAUGUCUCCUUAAAGUCUAAUAAUAGCAAUUCUCUAUCGAACUAUAAUACCUUUGAAGUAGAUUAUCACGAUCCUGGGCUCGUGUUUGGAGAUGGAUUUUAUUGUGGUGUGCUCAACCAUUUGCCUUUAGCGUGUCACCAGUAUAAUAUAUUAGAUAUUUGGAAUAACAGUGAAAAAUUGAUUCAUAAUCUUACAAAAAAUGAGAUAGUCAAUAAAAUCAAUGAAAUUAAAGUAAACCCGAUCACAGGUCAUCCUGUGGACUACGUAAAUCUGUUAGGUGGAGUAGUUAAAAAUAAAAUGGGACAUGUGGUAGAAGCUAAAUCAAUAUUGUUGUCAUGGUAUAUGUAUGUAAACAUGUCAGAAGUUAAUCUCAACGAAGUGGGAAACUUAGUCGGAACAGAAGAUUGGGUGUCUGUUCCUGUAGCACUUUGGGAAGCGGAAUUUCUAAACUAUGCCCAUAAUUUAAAUUUUACUGAGAACGGUGUUAAAUUCUAUUAUGAAGCAGGAAGGAGUUUUGCGGAUAUAAGUGGUCAAACUAUGUUUCAAGAUAUGGAUAAACUGUCUGUAGGCAUAAUACUAAUGUUUAUUUAUGUCGUGUGUGCUGUAUCUCGAUGUAACUGGCUAGAGAUUCGGUUAACGUUAGGUAGCAUUGGGUUGUUGAAUGUUGGGAUGGCCUAUAUAACUACAGUCAGUUUGUGUUCCUUGGCUGGUAUACCAUUUGGCCCUGUCCACUCGUCGUUGCCUUUUCUAUUAAUGGGAUUAGGAGUAGAUGAUAUGUUUGUAAUGAAUGCAUGUUGGAAAAUGGUUCUAGCUACAGAUGUACACAAAAGCACUUCUGCAAAAGUCGGUCUGAUGCUUAAGCAUGCGGGGGUUUCCAUUGUGAUAACAUCGUUUACAGAUAUCGUAGCGUUAUUAAUUGGAGCUAUCACCAUAUUACCAUCAUUAAAAUCAUUUUGUAUAUAUGCAGCAGUGGGAGUGUUUUUUAUAUUUUGUUAUUCUGUUACGUUUUAUGUAGCAGUUUUUACAUUAGAUCUUAAAAGAAUAAAGGAACAAAGGAAUGGUGUGAUAUUUUGUUACAAACAUAAAAAGGAGAUAACGGUGUCCACUGAAACAACAUUAUUUCAGAAGUUAUUGGCCUAUGUAUAUAAAAAUAUUGUUCUAACGAAUUCCGGCAAAGCAAUCAUUAUUUUGUUUACAUUAAUUAUGACAGGUUUUAGUGUUCAGGCAAUAUUUAAAUUAGAACAAAGAUUUGACCCAAAGUGGUUUAUUCCUGAAGAUACGUAUUUCAAAGAGUUUAUUAAUAUUCAUGAUUAUUAUUAUCCCGAUGAAGGGCAACCUGCAAUGAUUUUUCUGGGCGACAUGGAUUACAACGCAGAAUUUGUAAAUUUAUACAACACGGUACAGGUCUUAAGGAAUGAGUCCUAUGUAGCUGAAUUAAUGACAUGGGUAGAAAUUUUUCAUGGUUAUGUUUUAAUUAAUUUUCACCACGACUUGUUAAACUCAACAACUGUAACAGAUGAACAGUUUAAUAAGUAUUUAUCAAGAUUUUUGUUUAGUCCCGUUGGUGGAAGGUUUCAAUUAAAUUUUAAAUUCAGUGGAAAUCUUACAUGUGGUGAAAGUAUUAGCGAUAUUACAGCUUCAUCGAUGUCAUUUAGGUUUACCAGGUUCGAAGGUCCCGCAGAAUACAUUCCUGCAAUGAAUCGUGUUAAAGAUAUCGUGAAAUCGGCUAAUAUUACCACCGGCUCUGGUUAUCGUAGUGUGUGGUCUAAAGUUUUUGGUAAUUGGGUCACGGACGAGAUUAUAGCAGUGGAAGUUGAAAGAAAUAUAGAGUUAGCUUUACUUUGUGUCAUGAUUUGUACCGUUAUCUUGAUCACGAAUCUUCAGAUGUGUUUGUGGAUAUUUAUUUGCGUUUUGUUAACAAUAGUUAAUGUUCUAGGCUGGAUGCAGAGAUGGGGUAUGACUGUAGAUAUAGUUUGCUGUAUCGGUCUUGAACUUGCGAUAGGUUUGUGUGUUGAUUAUGCUGCCCACGUUGGUCACACUUUCUUAACUAUCACACAAGGUAGUCGCAAUGAAAGAACUUUUAAGACUGUCACUUCGAUUGGGUCUGCUGUAUUGUUAGGUGGUGGAUCCACGUUACUUUCCUUGUCGCUUCUUAGUAUGUCAAAAGCAUACACUUUUCAAUCAUUUUUCAAAAUAUUUUUACUUGUAAUACUGUUCGGACUCUUUAACGGUUUAAUGUUUCUACCAGUAGUUUUAUCAUUAAUUGGGCCAGCAGGGCACCGGGCUUAUGAUGAGGAAGAAAUAAAAGCACCGGAAGCUGUAGAGUUGAAUGGAAAAAUCUACGAUACAGGAAAACAAAUGACUGAGGGUUGAUUACGAUUAAUACGAUGGAAUAAAUUACGAUUAUAAUGAGGCCAUUGAAAGAAUUCCUUGUUCAUAGAUGUAACUAAAAGUGGCGUUGCAUCAUGAAAAAUUAUCAUAUAGUUUUUUUUAUAAUAUUGUGCUAAAUUUAAUGAUAUGAUGUAUAUUUUUUAAAUCAUUGUGCACUAUUACGAGGUUAAGGCAACUGUUUAUUAUUAGCCAGAUUAAAGCUAUCAUUAUUAUAAAGGUUUAAAAACUAGUAAUUUAUUAUAUUAAGAAAAUCGUCAAGCAUACGUAUUUAUUGUGUAUUGAACAGGAGCUUCCAAUUUUAAUAAGUAUAACUAACGUACUGAAUAGUUUAGAAAUGAAUAAUUUUUACACAGGAGGUAUAGUGUGAUUUAAAUUUGGCUGUAUACAAAUCUAUGAACCAAGCUAAAUUACAAGGACUAACAACGUAGAGAUUUGUUCACAAGUCAAAAUAGUAACAAUAUUUGGCAGAAAUGUUGAAAAUAUUAUAUAUUUUUUUUUACAUUAAAAUUUACACUAAUAUUGGUGCUAAAGAUUAAUAUAUAAUGGUAUUACUUUUCGUUAUAGGUAGGUAGGUAGGAAGGAAUGUAGAUAUAUAUUUACAAUAAAUUAAGGUAAUUUUAAAAUGUUUAAGGAACGAGGGAGAUAACCUGAUUAUUGUACAUACUGUCACUAUGAUAUUUAAACAAUAAGGAACGUAUGCAAAGAAUACAGGUGUAAAUUAUUUAGUACCUUACUUCGAUCGCUUAAAGCAGUAUUAUUAAAAUGUUGUUGACGCUUUCUACCACAGUUAUAACACUUAUUUUAAGGAAGUCAAAUAGACUGGCAUUUUAAUAUAAUACUGCUAUUAGCGAUGGUAGUGAGCCCUCAGGCUAUAUAUUAUGUUUGCGAUGUGAUAAUCUUGUAACAACACAGAAAACAUGAAAUAUUUUUACAACUGUAACUCAGUGAAGUAUCGUCAAAUUAUAUAGAAAAUAAAAUAAAUUGAUUUGCUAUCGAAAUA
Pararge aegeria (speckled wood butterfly) is the source of this 4671-nucleotide messenger RNA. Its product is annotated as patched domain-containing protein 3-like. Gene Ontology annotation, cellular component: membrane. The transcript has a single exon. The coding region runs from base 813 to 3653 and encodes 946 amino acids. NCBI's taxonomy places the organism in Eukaryota, Metazoa, Arthropoda, Insecta, Lepidoptera, Nymphalidae. The record is from RefSeq and is a predicted model, not a curated record.